AUGGCUGGUGCGUGGACAAGACGCGCAUCCUUGAUCGUUUUCGGAAUCUUAUUCUUCGGAAGUUUUUUUGCAUUCUCCAUUGCGAAAGAGGAAGCAGCCAAAUUAGGAACGGUUAUUGGGAUUGAUCUUGGAACAACUUAUUCAUGUGUUGGUGUUUACAAAAAUGGGCACGUUGAAAUCAUAGCAAAUGACCAAGGUAACCGCAUCACCCCUUCGUGGGUCGGCUUCACUGAUGGCGAGAGAUUAAUUGGUGAGGCUGCAAAAAACCAAGCAGCUGUUAAUCCCGAGAGGACCAUCUUUGAUGUCAAAAGACUUAUUGGCAGAAAAUUUGAGGAUAAAGAAGUUCAGAGAGACAUGAAGCUUGUUCCAUACAAGAUUGUGAACAAGGAUGGAAAACCGUAUAUUGAAGUAAAGAUCAAAGAUGGAGAGAAGAAGGUCUUUAGUCCAGAAGAGAUCAGUGCUAUGGUUCUCAUAAAAAUGAAGGAAACAGCUGAAGCAUACCUUGGAAAGCCAAUUAAGGAUGCUGUUGUUACCGUCCCAGCUUACUUCAAUGAUGCCCAGAGGCAAGCCACCAAGGAUGCUGGUAUCAUUGCUGGAUUAAAUGUUGCAAGGAUUAUUAAUGAACCUACAGCAGCUGCCAUUGCCUAUGGCUUGGACAAAAAGGGUGGUGAAAAGAAUAUCCUCGUCUUUGACCUUGGUGGUGGGACUUUUGAUGUUAGUAUAUUGACCAUCGAUAAUGGCGUGUUUGAGGUUCUAGCAACAAAUGGAGAUACUCAUCUUGGAGGUGAGGAUUUUGAUCAAAGGGUCAUGGAGUACUUUAUUAAAUUGAUCAAGAAGAAGCACGGGAAGGACAUCAGUAAGGAUAACAGAGCUCUUGGAAAGCUGAGAAGAGAGAGUGAGCGUGCUAAACGAGCUUUGAGCAGCCAGCAUCAGGUCCGUGUUGAGAUUGAGUCACUCUUUGACGGUGUCGAUUUCUCUGAGCCACUUACCAGAGCUCGCUUCGAGGAGUUGAACAAUGAUUUAUUCAGAAAGACCAUGGGACCUGUUAAGAAAGCCAUGGAGGAUGCUGGUUUGGAGAAACACCAGAUUGAUGAAAUUGUUCUCGUUGGUGGAAGCACCAGGAUUCCAAAAGUUCAACAGCUUCUAAAGGAUUACUUUGAUGGGAAGGAGCCCAACAAGGGUGUGAAUCCAGAUGAAGCAGUUGCUUACGGUGCUGCUGUACAAGGAGGAAUCCUGAGUGGAGAGGGAGGUGAUGAAACCAAAGAUAUUCUUCUCUUGGAUGUGGCUCCCCUCACUCUGGGUAUUGAAACUGUUGGAGGAGUGAUGACUAAGUUGAUUCCUCGGAAUACAGUUAUCCCAACCAAAAAAUCUCAAGUGUUCACAACUUACCAGGACCAGCAGACAACUGUUACCAUUCAGGUCUUUGAGGGUGAACGGAGUCUUACAAAGGACUGCAGGCUACUUGGGAAAUUUGAUUUAACUGGAAUACCCCCAGCUCCACGGGGAACUCCUCAAAUUGAAGUUACGUUUGAGGUUGAUGCCAAUGGUAUACUUAAUGUCAAGGCCGAAGACAAGGCUUCUGGGAAGUCUGAGAAGAUUACAAUCACCAAUGACAAGGGUCGUUUGAGCCAAGAAGAAAUUGAACGUAUGGUUCGUGAAGCCGAAGAAUUUGCAGAGGAAGACAGAAAGGUCAAGGAGAAAAUUGAUGCCAGAAACAGCUUAGAAACAUACGUUUACAACAUGAGAAAUCAGAUCAAUGACAAGGACAAGCUCGCAGAUAAACUGGAGUCUGAUGAAAAAGAAAAAAUUGAAACAGCAACUAAGGAAGCUCUUGACUGGUUAGAUGAUAAUCAGAACGCUGAGAAGGAGGAUUACGAGGAAAAAUUGAAGGAGGUGGAAGCUGUUUGCAACCCAAUUGUUACAGCAGUUUAUCAGAGAUCGGGAGGAGCCCCUGGUGCUGGAUCUGAAGAAGAAGAUGAAUCUCAUGAUGAGCUGUAGAGAAGUAUCUGAUCUACUUGGAAUUUUCUUUUUUUUUUUCCCUUUAAUUUGGUAUGUAGGACUGAAAAGACGUAGGAUAGGACAACAAAUGAUUUAUCAAGGAUUUCCUUUUUCUGUCCUGGAGACAAAUUGGAAUAGGGCAGGAUGGAGAAGGACUAAAGACUAAUGGGGGAUCGAGAUCACCACAACUCCCUGCUUUCCAUCCAUCUAGUUCCUUUUUUCAAUAUAUGUAUAGAGAUUUAUAAAUGCGGAUUGAGACAAUGUACCCUUUUGAUGUAGUGAUUCUCGCGCAACCGAAGAGUUUAUGCUUUAUUUUCA
Coffea eugenioides is the source of this 2316-nucleotide messenger RNA. Its product is annotated as luminal-binding protein 5. The record is from RefSeq and is a predicted model, not a curated record. The transcript is spliced from 8 exons. Bases 1 to 1998 code for a protein of 665 amino acids. Lineage: Eukaryota; Viridiplantae; Streptophyta; Magnoliopsida; Gentianales; Rubiaceae. Gene Ontology annotation, biological process: endoplasmic reticulum unfolded protein response; cellular response to unfolded protein; protein refolding. Gene Ontology annotation, molecular function: ATP-dependent protein folding chaperone; heat shock protein binding; misfolded protein binding. Gene Ontology annotation, cellular component: nucleus; membrane; endoplasmic reticulum chaperone complex.